Messenger RNA from Bombus pascuorum, 10926 nucleotides. It is a transcript of the gene Tdg, whose product is annotated as probable serine/threonine-protein kinase yakA. Bases 2062 to 5358 code for a protein of 1098 amino acids. Gene Ontology annotation, molecular function: mismatch base pair DNA N-glycosylase activity; DNA binding. Gene Ontology annotation, cellular component: nucleus. Gene Ontology annotation, biological process: base-excision repair, AP site formation. NCBI's taxonomy places the organism in Eukaryota, Metazoa, Arthropoda, Insecta, Hymenoptera, Apidae. The transcript is spliced from 9 exons. The record is from RefSeq and is a predicted model, not a curated record.
CGUCGUCGUCGUCGUCUUCGUCGUCGUCGUCGUCGUUGUCGUCUUCGUCGUCGUCAUUGCCGUCGUCGUCGUCGUCGUCGUCGUCGCCGCCACCACCGCCGCCGCCGCCGCCGUCGACGCGGUCGGCGGGAGGCUCUGAAACCGAGCGAGACCGAACGUAGUCGAUGGAGGUCGGAAACGCACGAACCUCGCGGCUCGAGCGACCGAACCAGCGACACGACCAAGCAGUGCGGUGCCGACUCUUGCUGCCGCGGUUUCAACAUCCGUGGUGUGCGUGGACGAGUGUUUACGCGACAGUAGACUUCUCGUCGAAACGAAUACAGAGCAAGGCGUAUACAGCGAAGGAUAGAGAAAGGAGACAGAGACGGGAUAGAGUCGGACACCGAAGACAAAGGAGAGAAGAGAGACGAAGAGAAGGCGCGUUCGCGGUGGAGUGUCGUAUCGUCGUAGCGAGCAGCGUACCGAGGUUUAGGAGCGGUACACGACGUCGCGUUAUCGAGAGCGAAAUAACGCGACUCGUCGUCCGGUUGGCGAGACGACCGAACGAACCAUCGACGCUCGUCCAGUGAAACGGAGAAAGAGGCGAGAGAGGGAGAAAAAGAAGGAGCGAGCGAGCGAGCGAGAGAGCGAGAGAGAAAGGCGGAAGACAGGGAAAAAAGAGAAAACAUUGUGCCGUCUUUAUCGUCCGGGGCGUGGGUGCAGCGAACGCGAAUCCCUCGGACGAGACCGCUUUGCCGCGAGCGAACGAGCAAGAGAAGCGAGAGCGAGGAAACGGACGAGGAGCGAAAGAGAUGGUGGAGGACGGAACGGAUCCGUCGCGAGAAUCGAGUCGUGUAGCCUUUUCUUUGGUCGGCGCGUCUUGAGCAGGCCGAACAACGGAAACCGUAUAGCACACAGUGGUAUCGUCGCUAGCGCGAAGUAAACGAGAUUCGAAGACGACGAGACCGAAGGAGAAACGAGAGGAGACGCGAGAGGAGACGCGAGAGGAGACGACCGAGAACCGGCAACGCGGAACAGGAGAAACUCUCGAAGAGAAGAAAGUUUUCGGCCGAGAGGGAUAUUCGGCUGUGGCUGAACCAUCGCGGUUGUGGUGGUCACGUGUAGCCGCGUACGGGUGAAAAUCGCGAGAGAGCAGCGUCUCUCGAAAAGGUCUGCAACCGAGAGUACAUAGUAUUCGUACACAGCUGGACACCGUGGGUCCGGCUAACGACAGCGGACCGUUUUUGCCUCUCUGUUUCUCGCCCUCGCGACAUCGCGGCUUUGGAUACACCGAGCCGACGUCAACAGCUGCCCGACGGAGGAUCGAGGCGCUGCCGAGACCGACCGUCGGAUAUCCUGGAGGACGAUGACGAUGGUGGUAAGGAGGAUCACGAGCGGUAACCGGAGGACGAGCAGCACGAGAGGACUCGAUUGAAUCUCGAUCGAAUCCGCUGCAACACGCGGCAAUCGCCGCCACCGCCGCCGCCGGAUUCGUCGUCGUCCGUCUCGCCUCCUUGCCGGCGACCGUCGUCGGCGACCGACCGGGUUCGCCGUCGGUCCCGUCGUCGCGACGGUACACGACAGUUUAACGUUCGACGCAGGGUGACACACAGUGCCGUAGUAGUGAGUGUUGGUGCGAGCAUAUUAGUCACGCGGGAUCGCGCGCGUUCUUUCUACUCGCGUUACCCUGCCGACGGCUCGCGUUCUCUCCGCGAAGCCGUCGGGGAGAGCGGUCCUGUCUGUCAGUUUGCUUGCUCGCUUGCUUGCUCGCUCGCUUGCCUGUCUGCCUGUACCUGCCUGCCCGCAUACCCGUCCGCCACCCGACUGCCUGCCUACCUGUCUACCUGUCCGUCUAUCGACCCUUCCAAUCUUUCUCUCGAACCUUGCGAUCCCGAGUAUCCCGACGUUGUUCGACGCCAGGAAGCGCGCUGCUUCGCAAAGACUGGCAAAACCGUCGGCAACCACUCUACCGGUCAUACCGUGCAGCAGCAAGUGGUAUCGAAUCUCGCAAGGACGCGACUCGUUCGCCAACGGACAAAUACGCGGUUAUUCGCUGGGAAACGCGGCCGAUAAUCAGCCAGGAUGCAGGUGGCAACGCUAUUUAGGGAGAGCGCCACCCUGUUGGGUGCCUCUAGCCUGGAUCCCCCGCAGACACAUCAUCACCAGGCUAUGCACCCGCAGCAACAACAGCAACAACAGCAGCAGCAGCAACUUCAACAACAUCCUGCCGACCUGCAUUUGGCUCAUCAUAUGCAGCACCACUACAAACUAUCGUAUCCGUCGCCUGUGCAAAAUGGUGGACCGAACGGCACCCCGAUGAAUUGCGCUGGUUCUCAAGGGGUGAUGGUAAAGCAGGAAGCGAGGGAUGACGGUUACGAGACAAGUCCGGACCUCGAGAUGAGGAGCACCGGUGGUGACAGCAGUCAGCAGUACCACACGCCACUGACACCGCACACACCGCACACACCACACACGCCGCACACACCCCUCACGCCGAUAUCGGCGACAGCGCAUCAACCCCAGCAACCUGGCUCGACCGCUUCCACCCUCGGACAGGUGGCGAUCAAGUGCGAGACUCCGGUGGAUCCGUACUCGUUCGUCGACGAGGAAAUGUCGAUGGGUGGCAUCAGGACGGCGAGUAGUCCGGUCGGCAAUCCGGAAAACAUGACGUGUCCGGCUGGAGGCCAAGGAGUGCUCUCUACACCUACGUCGACGCCGCCUGGAUCGCUAUCCGGACCGCAACAUCUUCAGAUGAACCUCGGCGUAAUGAACGGCAGCGUGAAUCCCCAGUUGGCGGCGCAACAGCCGAAGAAACGCGGCCGCAAGAGAAAAUCCGAGAUGAUUCUCACCCCCGAAGAGGCGGAACUAGCCGAGGCGAAGAAACGAGCAAAGACGUACAAGGAGAGAAAGAAGCACGACAGAUUCGACGGUAUGCCGGAAGAGGAAGUGAGCAAACGCGUUCUUCCAGAUCAUCUUACCAACAACCUGGACAUUAUUAUAAUUGGAAUCAACCCGGGACUGUUCGCCGCUUACAAGGGCCACCACUACGCCGGACCGGGAAACCAUUUCUGGAAGUGUUUACACUUAAGUGGUCUGACACCCGAACCACUGACAGCAGAUGACGACUACAAGCUCCUACGCUUCGGUAUCGGUUUCACGAAUAUGGUAGCUCGUGCCACUAAAGGCAGCGCUGAUCUAACGAGGAAGGAAAUCAAAGAAGGCAGUCACAUUUUGUUGGAGAAAUUACGAAAGUAUAAACCGAAGAUUGCCGUGUUUAACGGCAAACUGAUAUACGAGGUAUUCUCUGGGAAGAAGGAGUUUGGAUUCGGUAGACAACCCAACCUGGUGGACGGCACAAAUACGUACAUGUGGGUGAUGCCAUCGAGUAGCGCCAGGUGCGCGCAACUUCCACGGGCGGCGGACAAGGUGCCAUAUUAUGCGGCGCUCAAGAAAUUUCGCGAUUACUUGAACGGCACGAUCUCUCAUCUGGACGAGUCCGACAUAGUGUUCGCGGACUCGAAGCUGAAGAAGAAGGAACAGGAGGCGAUCGAGGACAAGAAACCGGCGUAUUGCGAGGAGCUUACGAACGAAGGAGAGAGCAGGAUCACCGACAUGAAUGGAACUGUCAUCAAGCAGGACUCAAAUUGCCAAAUACCUGGCAAGAAGAAAAGAGGCAGGCCAAAGAAGAUCAAGAAUCCGGAAGAUCAACCACCGCCCGAUCCCGAGAAAUUAGACGCGAACGGGGAAGUGAUAAAGAAGCGACGGGGGCGACCGAAGAAGAUUCACCAACAACAAAAGCAACAGGAACGGGAGAUCAGAGAACGAGAACAACAUCAGCAACAACAACAGCAACACCAGGGUAUGGGUCAUCUCGGAGACGGUUACGGUACCGUGGUACCCAAUUGUUUCUCUCCGCCGAAGACGUUCGCGCAUAUGGCUCCGUACCCUCAACCGAUGAACGAUUCUGGAUACUACGGCCAAGGCAUCAACGACAGUCCGUACAGUAUAAAUGCGAAACAGAGCCCGGUACAUUUACAGCACUACAGCCAAAGUCCGAAAUCCAUGUCGCUCUCGUUUACUCAUUCCGAUCUAUCCUCGGAGAUCAACACCGCGAUCUCUUCGGAGAACAAUUUAGAGCCUUCGCCAUUGACAUCUCCGAGCGUCGAACACCCGGACUUCGAGCCACCUACCAGUAUCUCUCAACAAAAUAUGAACAACGAUCAUCGUCAGUACAAUCCGGCCGGAAACGGCGACAACACGGGCCAUCACGGUAGUCCAGGAACGCCGUCUCAUCCGAGUUACACCAGCUACAUGGGUUACCACGAGCAAACCUCCGACCCCCACAAUCCCCAUCCCCAUCAGACCACGCCGACACCGUUGAGUCAAACUACCGACGAACAUUCGCAUCACUCGCAUCCCACUCCUCCGCAUACGCAUCCCCAUACGCCGACACACGCCUCGAUGUCGCCUCAUCAUCCGCACGAACAGUACGCCAUGAAAAGGAACGCCGGACAGGACGUGGCCUCGAAAAGUCUCAGCGACCUGGAAUCUCUAGUCGAUCAGAUACCGAGCAUAGCCGAUGGGGGUAGCCAACGUUUGCAACACGCGCAUCCCGGAAUGACCGACGAUGGAUCUUUGGCGGAAAAAAUGGAAGCGCAUCAUCAGUCUUAUUUGUCGGGAUUCUCCGGUAUGCCUAACGCUGGCAUGUCCAAUUACAGCCCUCCCUUGGCGCCUACCGGUGCGAUCUAUCCAUCUUCGUUGCACCAUUCUCCCAACGACGGUUACGGUUCUCUUUACGGUAUGAAUGGACGCCAACAUCAAGAUUCGCAGCAGCAACAACAACAACAACAACAGCAGCAGCAACAACAGCAGCAGCAGCAACAACAGCAGCAGCAGCAACAACAACAACAGCAUCAACAGCAGCAGCAACAGCAACAGCAUAGUAAAUCUUAUACGGUCGAAAAUCUAGCGUCUAGCAAUUACACGCCGAGUAUGAGCCACGGACAUCCUGGUAACUCGUAUCCGAAUAUAAUUCCCGGACCUCAUUAUCCCGUGCCGAUGGGAUCGACGAACGGGUAUCUUUUUGGUGGCCUUGAGUCAAGCUUGAUGCAACGCACCUACGGGAUGAGCGGUAUGAGCGGUAUGGGAGGAAUGCACCCAUCCCUCGGUCACAUGGCCAAUCCUUAUUCCUACAAUGGUUCGUAUUCUAGUUCCUUCGACGCCUAUCCGGCGCCGCCAGCAGGGAUUCACGCGCCCAGCGCCAAUUAUCCCGGCGGUUACGCGAGCGUUGGUAGCGCGACGCCAGGUACUUCUACGCCACCGUCUUACCUUCCUUCCCAUCACAGACCGUCGGUCGACCUCGCUUACGACGGUGUAUGAUAAUCGAUGUAAAGCUAUUAUUCGACGUACAUACGCGCACGCUCACACACACGCUCGCAUUCGCCCUCGCGCGCAUGCGCGCGCGCGUUUACACAAACACGUAUACAAAUACACACGCACAGAGACAGACGUACGGACAGACGGACAGACGUACAGACAGACGGACAUACAGACAUACAGACAAACGGACAGACGAACGGACAGACGACUGGCAAACAAGCAGACGAUUCGAGCGCUACGUUUAUCUUUUCUACGUAUUUUUACACGUUUAGGAUCCGCCGGAACGAUCGUCUCUUUCUGGCGCGACUUGCUACUGCGAUUUGCGCGCCCGUUUUUCUUCCUCUUUCUCCUUUCAUCGAUCUCUCCGAGCUUCUUUACGCUUUCCUCCGACCUCCUGUACCUUUGAUCGCGUGUUUUCGUAUUCACUCGGAACUCUUCCCUCUCCCGAUUUUUCCCCCUUCCUUUUCUUUUUCAUCCGGCUAGAUCAACGAUUACGCCGCGACUAGCAACGGGCGCACGGUUCGAAACCGCGACGGCAACCGCUAUGAGAAGGAAAAAGAAAGGGAAAAAGCCGGUUCUCGCACGCGCUACGCAAUCAGGCUGUCGAAUUAUGUAAAUGCGUUAAUAGGGUUUCGAAAGUGGCGUGCUCGUCCAGAUGCUAUUUGUCUCUUUUUCGCAGUGAUCGCGCAUCGAUCGUCGAUAAUGGGAAAAGUCGAACGUUGAAGUUUCGCUUCUUUCCAUCGUUUUCGAACGUUAUACUGUUACGCUUUUGUUAUUGUUGAAGAAUAUUCCGCUGUUUCGCUUCACUGGCAAACAUGUGCGAUCUGUUGCUGUUUCAACGAAUCGGUAUACAUUUUUCUCCGAACGUCGCUCGUUAAAACAUGCAAAAGUUUUACGUAUUUACGCGUGUAUUCGUCCUUAUUUUAUCCUCUUUUUCCGUUCCUUUCGUCGUAUGAGAGAAGGUAUGCAGUUUGUACGCGUCGAAUCGUUUACGUCACGUUAUUAACUGUAAUCGUUAUGUCCACGAGUGAGACUGCUAUUCGAUAAACGGUAGCGUUCGACCUUCGUGUUGAAGCAUUUUUUACGAACCAAUGGACGAAAUAUAUCCGAAUUAGCGGAAUAUGUAUACACGUUCGCGUUGAAACAUUGACCGGUAAUCGUAGCGAUGCGCUAGUCGCAAAAAUGUAAUUCGCGAAAUGUCGGUCGACACACUACCGAGAUAGAAAGUACGACUUUCGAUGAUAUUCCUAAAAGAAUUUGGAAAUAUUUUCUGUUCGCGGUGUAACAAAUGCGAUGUCGUAGGUAUACGACUGCUGCAUCCUAUACAGCUAUGUAUAUGCGUGCGUUACAGUGUAUGAUACGUUACAUCAAAGCAAUAGCGCAUACACGCGUGUGCACAUGAUUAAUUGCAAACUGUAUAUGUUUAAUGCGAAUCUAGUCAAUUCGAUUCGUUGAAUCGUGGCGGUUUAUCGCAAUCGACCGAGUAAUUUUACACACGGAUUAAGUCGGGAAAGAAAACUGACCUAUCGAUAGAGGUACUGAAUUUCGCGCGAUUUCCCUUCCGCUCGUACGGACAGAGAAGAGAAGAGACUGAAUCGCGAUCGACGUUAACCAAUCACAAACGAAUACUUCACCGAGUAGAUCGUAUUCUCGCGUAAUAGCCUACUUUCAACGUGUUAUUUUUUAUCGUCUGUAUUCCAACAUCAAACGGUGCGAUCUUCUUUUCGGUCGUCAAGUGACAUUCGUUAUAAUUGACGUUCGUUAUAAUUUCGCGGAUAUUUUUUAAUUUAAUCGGCAUACACGAAAGAGAAAUGGAAACGUGUAAAUGGUCGAAAGGUCUCGCGAUCUCUCUGUCUGUACGCGUUGGUCGAACGAAUCGCGAAUAGUUUGAGCGGUAAAAAAGUUAAAAAAAAAAAAAAGAAAGAAUUAAAAAACGGGAGAGAGAUGGGUCGCGAAAGAAAAUCUCUCGAUAGUCGAUUCGAUAGGCAUCCUCGCUUUCGUACCUCGCACUCGCUACAGCCAUAGCCAUAAUCGUUCUCGUUGCAAUUUGUUUAUCGAUUAAUGCAUAUCGGUUAAUCGUUGACUAUCGACGUCGCUGUGAAAUGUCAUAGGUUACCGUGAUUUUUAUAGUUAUCGCGUUAUGUUGUCUCUCGUUAAUUGUAUAUUUCAUCGCUGCGUUUCGAGUAAUCGAGAAUUACGGUGUUUUUAUCGAUACACGAUCACAAACAGUCGAUGUAGAUGUAUGCCAUAACCGACAUCCUCUUUUGUCGCUAAUCAAUGCUGUAAAAUUGCGCAUCUGGCAUGAUUAUACGCAAAGAAAUAAAUAUACGCACGCGUACGUGUACACGAUCGUACAUAAACAAGUGGAAAAGAAAGAGGAAGAAAGGAAGAAAAAGAGAAAGAGAAAAGGAAGAAAGAAGAUGAAAGAGAUAUACGUAUACGCGUGUACGCGUUCACGUGCCUAUACUUAUAGAAUACACAUACAAAGUAUAAAUAUUAUAUAUUGACUAUCUACGAUAAGCGAGAAACAUUUAUCGAGUAAUCACAUAGGAUGUGUUGAAACAUUUAAAAUGAUGCACAGGGUAUAGAUGAGAAAAUCGUUGAUAUAAUAACUGAUGUCUAUAUAAUGAAUGUUUCUUUUGUUCUAUCGGCCUCAAGGACACAAAGCGCGUACGAUCGACAAUUAAUCUAUGGUAGAUGUUUUUCAGAAUCCAUUCCGAUUCAAAGGGGACGGUUUUAGUAUAAGUGUCGUCGGUGUUAAUCGUUCGUCGAUAAUGAAACGAAACGAAGAAAAAAAUGAAGGGAAGAAAAAGAUGGAAGCAGGGAAACGGAAAUGAACGUAUACCGUGCCGAACGGAACGAACCAUCGCUACGAAUUAAUCGAUACCUUUCGAUUAAUCGAAUCAAUCGAUUGUAAAUUGAUCGCUAAGAAUUAAGUAUUAAGUAUAAAUAUAUUAUACAGAUUUAAGUGGUUUCGCUGUUGAUCGUAUCGAAUAAUAAUAAUAAUAAUAAUAAUAAUAAUUAUAAUAAUAAUAUUAAUAAUAAUAAUAAUAUUAAUAAUAAUAUUAAUAAUAAUAAUAACUAUAACAAUAACAACAACAACAACAAAAUAAUAAUAAUUAAUAAUUAAUAACAAUAAUGAUUAAUAAUAAUAAAACGAGAAAAAAGAAAGAAAAUCGAAAGAAAAGAGAGGAAAAAAUUUCGAGCGUAAGCGAGUAAGAGAGCUUGGGCCAAAACCGGCCUCCGACAUAUUUUUUAAUCGCUUGGAACCCUCUAUUAUUCUACCUUUUAAACUUAACGGUGUGAAUGUCCAGCCGACCGAUCGAUCGAUCGAUCGAUCGACCGAUCCGUCGAUUCGUGGCCGAAAACAGUAAUCGACCGCUCGCUCACUCGCUUCUAUCUUAAACCACACUUCUCUGUCAUAAUUCUCAUUAUCAGCGUCGUAUCGAUCGCUCGGAUUAUUGAGAUGUGUUCUAUAUCGACCAACAACGUACAAGUACUUGCGGAGUAUUUAUAACUGUUCGUACAACGCGGGAAAGAGGGGCAACGUAUCUUACGUUAUUCUUUGCAAUUUUUAUUUCGUUCCUCUUUUCCUGUAUCCCGUCCCCCCCCCCUUCUCUUCCUUUUUUACGUCACUCGUUGGAUCAACGAUUUCUCGCCUUAAAAUUGAUUCGCGAUAAUUCUUCAGACGCUUCGUUCGAAACUACAUCAUCCUUCCUUUCGCAUCCUUCCUUUUCCUUCGCCUUUAACGCUCGCUUUUCGUCUUUUCUUUUUCGUACUCGCUUUCUUUCUUUAUUUUCUUUAUCAUCGGAUCGGGAUUACACGAAAAAUCAAACUUAAAAACAUUUCAUUCGGAUCCUUUACACGUGCAACGAACUUGCAGAUUUUACUUAUAACUUUCAAACAAAGCAAACAGAGAAAAAUAAAGGAACCGAGAGCUCGGAGAGGACAAGGAAAGAAAGAAAGUAGGAUUCGAUCGUUCGUUCGAUCAACGAAUAAGAGUAGAACCAAUUCGAUAUAAAUAUUCGUUUUCUUUUUCAAUUUUUACUGCGAGUUCCAGCUCCUUUUGAUUAAUCGACAAAUUUUCUCCAACGAUCGUUGAUAACGAUUAAAUAACAUGCUUGGAAAUUCGAGUCGCUCGUAUUUUCGUGUAUGAUCGUUUUGCACGAAAAAAUGUUCGAUCGAACAAAGUAGCGAUAAUAUCGUACCGUGCAUGUUGGAACUGAGCAAUGGCGAAUGCACUGCAAACGCUCAUUUAAAUGCACACUGUUUUCUCGCUUCGACAAAUUCGUAACAUCCUUGCUGGUUGUUCGUUUGUUCGUUCUUUCGUCCAUUCGUGAUCUUCCAGAUACACGAAAAUUCGGGCUGUUUCUUUCAUUCGAAGGAACGAAUCGAUGUACGCUUAACGAUCAUAAACGUAGCAUAGUUGGAUUCGUAAUUCUAAAUGUUGUGUGUUGCGUUAUUUGCCAUGAAAGUCGGUCGGUAAACUAAACUGUACUCGAAAGGUGCAUCGGUUACCCAACGAUUUAUUUUUUACCAACCGUGCACACGAAUUCGAUUGCUGAUUCUUCGAUCGAAUGUGCGAUCGUCUCUAUUACCAAUAAACGAUACGUUUUUCUUCAAAACGAGGAAUACUCUUUAGAAUACACGUCUGUUUCGGUAUGCAGCAUAUUCUCUUUUGAAGAAAUAGAACGUCGCAUGUAUUCGAUUAUCCACAUCGAAUAUUCAAAAUUACAAAGUUCAUUAUCAAAUUUGAAGUACCGAUCCUCUAUUGGCUGUAUGUAUGUGUAUGUAUUGCUGCUUAUAUGUAUGUACACACAUGCAUAUACACAUGUAAAGCUUAAAGAGUAAUUCCAGUUCUUGUACAGAAAAAAUUAUCCGGGAACAUUUAUCGAUUCGGACGACUUAACGAAUUAAAAGACAAAGAUACAGAUUUCAAAUAAAUUCCUUUAUUCUACUUAAUUCAUAGUAUAUAAUUCGAAAUAUAGUGGUUCGAUCGCGACGUUCCACGAUCUGCAAUUCUUAACGAAAUGUGAAAUUCAAAAAUAAAAUAUUUGCUGUCACUUACCGUCGCGAAUAUGACUUCGAAGUUUGCCAGACUAACGUAUAAGAUUGAUGCUAAUUGUUAUUUCGUGUUUUCUCGACUCUUUCUUGAUUGCUUUGACUAGCUUUGCGUACACGUACAGAACGUAAUUUAUGAUAUCGAAUCUUUCCAGUAAAAGGAAAUCUUUAACAAUCUAUUACCGCUUCGUUAGAAUCCUGUUUAGCAUCCUUUCAACAAUCAUAUUGCAGUCAGUUUCGUUGUUACUGUCCAAACAUAAUUGUAACGAUAUUAUCGAGAGAAUGAUCAGUGUCGUGCAAAACCACCAUUGGAGAGAAAGAAAUACCGAAGUCGUCAGUAUGCGUUGAAUUGUGUGAUAUGUGAAUGAAUGAAAUCGCAUUAUGCAAUCCUUCUUGUAAAUUUUAAAUAUAACGAAUCCUGUGAAAACAUUUUUCUCUUUUUGGACUCACUUUACCUGAGUCAUUGGCAGUUUGUGUCAAAAAAUAAAUUGAUUCGUUAAAAGAAAA